AUGCACCAUAAUGAGUAUUAAUUAUUUUUAUGGCUAAUUAUGAAAAUAAUUCAACAAACUGAGCAAGUUUGUUAACUGUCUUUACAAUAAUGGGAAUAUAUAUUGGCCAGAAAGUGGACUAGAGAUUAUCUCAAAAACCGAUUGGAUGAUUCAUUACUAUUUUAAAUGAUAUCAAUAAGCUAUGCAUGCUGCUCCAAAGUUGAAGAAAAAAUUGGAUAACUUGGAAAAACAUCAAUAGCAGUGUAUAAUUUAAAGAAAGCAUUGCCAGAUGUAAACCUUAACUGA
This is a messenger RNA of Paramecium tetraurelia, 285 nucleotides long. RefSeq lists its product as uncharacterized. The transcript has a single exon. The record is from RefSeq and is a predicted model, not a curated record. Lineage: Eukaryota; Ciliophora; Oligohymenophorea; Peniculida; Parameciidae.